Pocillopora verrucosa is the source of this 4030-nucleotide messenger RNA. The record is from RefSeq and is a predicted model, not a curated record. NCBI's taxonomy places the organism in Eukaryota, Metazoa, Cnidaria, Anthozoa, Scleractinia, Pocilloporidae.
GUUGACUUCCACUUUAUCGAUCCUUUCUUGUAUUGUUAAAAUUACUCACUCUUUUUUAGAUCACUAGUAAAAAAUUGUUCUGAAAUACUGGUAGCCGUACAAGCGUUAUGGCGCACCGGAAACUGAGAUGUUUGAAACUCCUGCCUAUUGAAAGCAUAAGACUUUCACCUGUAGCUACUUUUGGGCAUUUUUAGCUGGACAAAUUCAGAACAACGAUAUCAGGAUGCCUGCCAAGAUAAAAGUUCGCAUUGUAGCUGCUCGAGAUCUCCCUGUAAUGGAUCGAUCGAGUGACUUAGCAGACGCCUUUGCAGAGGUUCGUCUUGGUAAUGUGCUGUAUAAGACAGAUGUGUGUAAGAAGUCACUCAAUCCUCAGUGGAACUCGGAGUGGUUCAGAUUUGAGGCUGAUGAUGAAGAGAUUCAAGAUGAACCUCUGCAGAUCAGAAUCAUGGACCAUGAUACUGUGACUGCCCAUGAUGCUAUUGGAAAGGUAAAUAUAAGUCUAGGUCCUCUGCUAACGCAAGAUCCACCAGGGAGUAUUGAUGGGUGGUUUCCAAUUUAUGACACAAUGCAUGGCAUUCGUGGGGAAGUGAGUGUUAUUGUUAAAGUGGAUUUUUUCGUUGACUCUAACAAGUUUCGACAGAGUUCAUGCGGUGUGCAGUUCUUCUAUACUUGUUCUGUCCCAUCUGGUCAUAAAGCUCUAGCUAUUCAUGGUUUUGUUGAGGAGCUGGUUGUUAAUGAUGAUCCAGAAUAUCAGUGGAUUGAUAAGAUCAGAACACCAAGAUCUUCUAAUGAAGCACGGCAGAGACUAUUUACCAAACUUUCAGGAGAACUGCAAAGAAAAAUCGGUCUUAAAGUUUUAGAGGCUGGAGGAAAUGCUGUUAUUGGUUAUCGGCAGUGUUUUGACCUGGAGGGUGAAUAUGGAAUUGUAGUGCGAGGUAUUGGGACUGCUGUGACACUAGCCAGUGUUCUUACUGCAGUGAGCGCCAAUUCACGCCCAUCAACACCUGUCCAUCCAUUAACUUCAUCAGGAGAAGUUGGUCCUGGAAGCCAUGUCUCAGACUCAGGGUUUAUCUUCCCAGAGACACAGCAAAGCUUACCAGUUCCAUCUACUAAAGUUGUGACUCCCUCCCGUCGCCGUGUUUCAUCUUCUGAUUCUGAUACAAUACCAGAUUCUCCCCCAAAAGACCGUGUCGCUCUUCUGGCAAGCAGUGCAGGAGUUGAUGGUAGUGGUAGUAGUGCGGGGGGAACUUCUUUUCCCAGAGCUAAGGGAAUUUGGCAGUCAGUCAUUCAAAAACAGAAAACUGUGGAAGAUCUGGAGUUUCCUUUCUUCACCAUCACAAAAUUCCCUCCUGGUUUCCUGAGGCACAUUGGUGGAGUUGUAACUGCAAGAUCUGUGAAGCUUCUGGACAAAAUCAAUCAUCCAGAUGAACCAGAAACUCGUGAUGCAUGGUGGAGUGAAGUGAGAAUGGAAAUUCGAUCUCAUGCCAGAGCUCUUGCCUGUCAUGCCGUGGUGGGAUAUUAUGAAGUUACUAGCAUAUGUGAUGAGCUGAUAGUGCUGUCAGCAUCAGGAACAGCAGCAUGUAUAGACCUACAACUGGCUACAGGAGAACCUACUGGAGUUGGUCUUGGCAUUCUCUCGCCUGUUGCAGAAAAAGGCUCAGCUGUACCAUCAGGUUUGGCAAGUCACACAGAAAAUGUAGACCCACUGCAAGUGGAUGUAGGUGAUCAUGAUGGGUUGACAUUUGGUGAUGAUCCCAUGUCUACUUCUCCUGGACCUGGCUGUUCAAUGUGCCACAUCCCUUAUUCUGAUGUAGACUUACCAUUUCCUAUAUCACUCACAAAAUGUCAAGUUUGUAGACUCAAGAAAGUUCCUGAUGUAAUAUUUGCCACAACUGAACCACCAGUUGAAUCACCCAUUGUUGGCAGAGGUUGUCUACUCCAGGCUCGUGUUUGUAGAACAAAAAAGAAAGAGAAAGGUGAAGCCAAUGCAGAUAUUGUUAGUACUAUCUUACCAUUUCUAGAGUAUGAACUUCACCAACAGCUGUUAAACAAACUUAAGGUUAAGGGGAUGAAUGCAUUGUUUAGACUUCAUCUUCAGAUAUCAGUAGGAGAGAGCCUGAUCAUUGGAACUGCAUCCUCUACUGCAGUUUUUCUGGCAGCUUUGCCUACACCACCAUUACUGAAGAUUACUGGACGGCGUCUAUCUGCUGAAGAAGAUAAAAGAAUUGCUGAGAUCCAGAAACAAAUUGUGGAAACAACCAACAAGAACAGGGCCACUUUCCAACUUACAGACACUGUGCAUUUACACACUCCUAAAGCAACACCACCUCCCAGUCCAUCACAGAAUGCUCAGUCUGUUCUUGUGGCUGAUAUAGACCUGGAUGAGGGUCCUAAGGCAGAGUUAGACUUGUGCACAGGGUCCAAGGAUGCAUAUGUUGUAGAGGUUGAUGACAAGAAGGAUGAAGAUGUGGUGGCUGUUUUGUUGGAUGAGCCAGCUCCUGAUGGGUGUUAUUCCUGCAAUACUGAAACACUACCUGGUGCAGUUCAUCUCAAAUCAGGAGUAAAGAUGAUAACAGCAGUUCAGAGAAAAGCACUGAGUGAUGAGGACAUAAGAACCAAUCAGCAGUUUGCCAAGUUGUUUGAAGACACAAUAAAGAGUUUCUGGUUCAAGCUUCGUAGCAGAUCUCCAUGCUGUCUCUCAAAUGUACAAUUUGAUAUUGAAAUACCAGAAGAUGACAAUAUUCAGGUGGCCGUAACAGGUGUGGCUGUUUCUAUAGGGGAAAGAGAUAGUGAUGAAGGACAUAUUUUGAAGUUAAAAAGAAACAUAUUAAGUGACAAAUCCCAUUCCCACUCUUUGCACUCUGAAAAUAUGAUGGAAUCUGAUGAUUUACUUUUUCCCAUUGAGGAGGUGGUGGACAAUGCAGCAGUGGAGAAACUAAAAUCAGAAUCAGAUCCCAUUUCCAAAAGACGGCUUGAUUAUCCUCUAUGUGUAAAAACAAAGCAGGCCCCAUAUCGCCCUGCAGUGGAGGUGACAUCAAUGUCCUACUUACCAAAUACACAAAUUGAAUGUUACCUUGGCAACAUCAACUUGUUCUUAAUAAGAGAAAGUCAUACAGUACGCGAGAAUGGUGGUUUAAAUGUAUUCAUGCAAGCAUUUGUUGCUGAGGCUCAAGCAAUUCUGAGAGCACAUGUCCUAGCCAUUGGAGGAAAUGCUCUGGUGUCCUACCAGUUAAAUGAAAUUGUUUUAUUGGAUAAUCCUCAUAAACAUCAGGGACAAUGCUUACUUAACAUAAGUGGCGAUGCUGUCAGGGUAUUUUAUGAGGAUGAAGACAUAUUGGAGACAUCAAGUCGAGGAACACCUCGUAAAAGAACUGUCUCAUACUCGGAAGCCAAUUCUCAAACACCAAUCCAUAUUGUACGGCAGCGAUCCGUCUCUGCCUCAGAAACUUCCACUAACACACUGAUAGCAUAUGAUCCAUGCUAUGGGACAGAAAUAUAGCACAUAAAGCCUUGUAAAUACCAAGCAAACUUAGAAGGGUGAAGUAGAGUUGGCUGGCUAAACAUUCUGUUGUGUUUGCUCCUGGAACUCUUGCAAGAUUAAAGGCUCUUGUGAGUCAGCUCAAGAAAUGUUUGGACUGGUGUACAAGACAGACAAUGGAGAAGAAAUGGCAGCUUUGGAGUACUGAGAGAGUUUGGCAGUAGUACCAUUUCAAUUUGAAAUAUAUUCAAAACUGGGCUAGCUUGCAACACAGAAGACUUUACAUGAAAAACGUAGAAAUUAGAGUUGUUUCUCUGGAACUGCCAUGCAUACAGCAGCAAAAUUAACCUAUUGACUCUGAAGCAUUUUGCCUGCUUUUGCACAAAUUAUGACUUUUAGGAAACCCCUUUUGGUUGUGACUUCAAAGAACAAUUAUUUAGAGCCCCUCCAGAUUUGUUGAUUAAAUUAAAAGUUAUUUGCAGGCAUUGAGAUGAUAGUUUCUUGUUAAGUAUCACAUGAUGAAAUCUCAAUAAAAUCAAGAUUAAAGAUGAA